AUGGACGCCCACUCACUCAUCGGCGCCGCCUCCGCGUCGUUGAGCCCGACCUCCCCCGUCAGCGCCCGCCAUGGCCCGGCCAUGAAGAGGAAGAGAAGCAUCGGCGCUCUCGACAGCAGUCCCGGCAGCGAGAACCCCGACAAUGAGGACCAGUCCCUGCUCGAGCGCGAAAAGAAGCGCCAACCCGGCGUCAAGCGCGCCUGCAACGAGUGUCGACAGCAAAAGUUGAGAUGCGAUGUCGUACAAGAGCCCUUUGCGAGCUGCUCGAGGUGCAAUCGCCUCAAGCUCGAGUGCAAGAUCGAGUCAAACUUUAAGCGAAUCGGCAAGCGCUCAAAGCACGCCGAAAUGGAAAAGGAGAUCGAUCGACUCCGGCGCAAUAUUGCACAGGCCAGGGUACAAGGCUACACCAUGGACGAUGAAGACGACUUUCAACACUCGCAACUCCAAUCUCCCAUUGCCAACAGCGCCUAUACACAUACUCGAAACCCCUCUCUGAUGGGUUCGGAUGAGGCUGUCAAUUCCCUCCUCACGCUCAAGAGGGGUGGCUCCUAUAGCGUUGCGACACACUAUGCCUAUGAGCUCGAGACGGUCCGCUUGACCGAGGGAGACGUCAAUAGUCUGUUUAAGGAGUUCUUCACGCAUUACCACCGCUUCCUCCCAUUUCUCAACCCAGACCAACCUCCCGAUCUUUACUUUCAGCAGCAUGCCCUGCUCUUCUGGACCAUUAUAGCUAUUGCAUCACGACGGUACAGGGCCAAGCCAAUCUUGGCAGAGCUGGCCAGCGGCCCAUUCCAUAGGCUUCUCUGGGGCACAGUCGGCGACGUGCCGAAUAGUUAUUUCGUCGUCAAGGCCCUUUGCUUGAUUUGCACGUGGCCCCUUCCCACGAGCACUACAACGGCUGAUCCUACUCACAUUCUAUGUGGAGUCAUGAUGAAAGCUGCCACUGGAAUCGGUCUGCAUCGGCCUAGCCAUACACAAGACUUUUCCCGAGUCUCUGUUGAGUUGAAUAAGGACCAGCUUCAUGACCGUGUCACGACGUGGGCCGUCUGCAACAUUGUCGCACAGCACGUGGGUACAGGCUAUGGCCAGCCCGCUUCGAGUCUCUAUGAUUGGACCCUUGCCAUUCGCCCAGGUGAAGAGGGACCCUUCACGCUGAGCACUGAGCUUGAGGCUAGACUCAGAAUUGAGAGAUUCUGUGACAAGGUUUCCAAGGAAAUGUAUAGUAACGCCAGCGAUCCUCGAGGUGUUGCCGGUGAUGAGCACCGCGCCAUGUUGAUGCGAGUCUACCGCCGGGACUACCAAGAGUUGCAGGCAUCCGUCAUGUCGCAACACUUGUCAUCCGUGGUCGAAGCUCACCUCAAAGCUGCAGCCGUGCAUCUGCGCCUCGCUGGUUUCUUUGACUCUAGCAAGACGCCUGGCUAUAUGGAUGACUUGAUGGGGUUGUGGCGUGCCAUUACCAGUUUCUUGGACCUCCUUUUCCUGGAUAGCAACAUUGAUAUCCUGCUGUAUGCCACCAACUACAUGCAACAAAUGCUCGUAGCAGCCGGCUUCGCGCUCUUGAAGCUGAUGCGAUCAUUCUUUGCCAAGACCACCUCAGAUUUUGAGCGUGGCAGGACCCUAUUUCAUAACACGAUUCAAGCAAUCAGACGAACCAGCAUUCAGAACAACGAUCUUCAGUGGAGGUUGGCUGAGUUGAUGGUUCAGAUGUGGAACGGGGCGAGAAUUGAUCAGACCAAGACUUCUUACCACGAGACUGACCCGUUGGAGAUUGACGACAGCCUACAGCUCAAGGUCCGCUGUCGACACAGUAUGAGUCUCGUGUUUGAUUCCAUCUGGCGAUGGAGGGAAGACUACCAGGCACAGGGCCGUGGAUCGCUUGACUCUCUCAAACAACCGACUAAUCCGGACUCAGCUAACGAGUCGUCAGCAUCUUCGACACACCUGGAUAGCACUCUCAUGGCUCCCACAAACAACCUCCCCAACCUCAUGGCAGCAAAUGGCGCCUUGACGCCCAAUGCCACUAGCGGAAUGAAUGCUGGACCAAGCAGUAUGAUUGCUGGCAUAAACUACGGAAAUGAUCCGAAUUAUGACUUUUUCGAUCCUCAACAUUGGAUGCUGGACGGAUUGCUCGACUUCAACUACUCAUACGCACCACCUCUGGAAGGCAUCUAG
This is a messenger RNA of Pestalotiopsis fici W106-1, 2172 nucleotides long. RefSeq lists its product as uncharacterized. Lineage: Eukaryota; Fungi; Ascomycota; Sordariomycetes; Amphisphaeriales; Sporocadaceae. Gene Ontology annotation, cellular component: nucleus. The coding region runs from base 1 to 2172 and encodes 723 amino acids. The record is from RefSeq and is a predicted model, not a curated record. Gene Ontology annotation, biological process: regulation of DNA-templated transcription. Gene Ontology annotation, molecular function: zinc ion binding; DNA-binding transcription factor activity, RNA polymerase II-specific; transcription cis-regulatory region binding. The transcript is spliced from 3 exons.